CGCCCCGUGCUCCUCCUCCUCCUCCACCAUGGCCGCCUCACAGAGCCGACUACCAGCAGCCGUGGCGCUGCUACUGCUGAUGGCGGCGGCCACGCCGGCGCACGCCAGGAGGUUCGGCCGCUGCGAGCUGGCCAGGGAGCUGCGCUACCGCCACGGCCUGCCCUGGGACCAGCUCGCCACCUGGGUCUGCAUCGCCAACUACGAGUCCAACUUCGACACCGCGGCUGUCGGCCGCCUCAACGGCGACGGCAGCCUCGACCACGGCAUCUUCCAGAUCUCCGACAAGUACUGGUGUUCGCCGCCGGGCCACGGCUGGGCGUGCGGCAUCUCCUGUGACCGGCUGCAGGACGACGACAUUUCGGAUGACGUGACGUGCGCGCGCCGCAUCCACGCCGAGCACCAGCGGCUCUCCGGCGACGGGUUCAACGCGUGGACCGUCUACCGCCAGCACUGCAGCGGCGGCCGCGCCGGGCACUUCCUCAACGGCUGCUUCUGAGCGGCACAGCGUCAGCGCAUGGCGGGCAACGACGGGUCUCCUAACCAGGUGGUCUCGAGUUUGCAGCAGAAGCACUUUUUCCAGAGAACAACUGUGGUUCUUCAUUUGCAUAAACAUUCAUCGUUAAAUACAUAAAUAUUCUCUUGAUUCUUAUAUUCAUACACGAAAAACAUGUUAUUUUGGUGUAGCAACAUAAAACACACCGUCACAGUCAUAUAGUGGCAGCAAAAUAACGUAACAGCACUGAGAUGUCAUUCACUGUGUCAUCCACGAUACUGAAGUGCAAUUUUUAGUAGCAUAGACUAAAUUUUUUAUGUCAUUCAUCAUGUGUAUAUGCUUCGCUCCAUACUGCUUAUGAGUUGUAUAAUUUUCUUUUCACGUCAUUUGCGGCUUGUAUAUGAUCAAAUAAAUAGCUACUGUCUUGUAUGCCAAA
Molecule: messenger RNA, 929 nt
Organism: Schistocerca americana (American grasshopper)
Lineage: Eukaryota; Metazoa; Arthropoda; Insecta; Orthoptera; Acrididae
Product: lysozyme E-like
Exons: 2
Coding region: 29-496 (155 amino acids)
Source: RefSeq, a predicted model, not a curated record